UACAUCCUUAUAGAGGUCAGAGGCCAUGCGACUGAACCGUCUCGGAAGUGCUAAAUGCUGCUGAUGUUUUUAUUAACGUGGUCCGAUCUGAAAAUUUGGAUUUAAAAUCGUCGUGUCUAAAAAGCUUCUGUGGUUCCUCCACGCGUUUAUUGUUAGCUUCUGGUCGUUUCUAUCGAGCUGUAUUCCUCACAAUUAGCUGUUUAUCGACUGAUGCUAACUAGCCUAGCUUAGCAUUAGGUAGAGUUGGGCAAAGUUUUUGGUUUCCGAGAGUUAAAUAAGUUCACUGAGUGAUUCAGGGGGCAGAAAACACGGAUCUGAAAAUGCAGGAAAUGAUCGCCAACGUUGAUCAUUUAAAGUUUGAUCUGGAGAUCGCUGUGGAGCAGCAGUUAGGGGCUCAACCGCUGCCUUUCCCAGGAAUGGACAAGUCAGGUGCAGCCGUAUGCGAGUUUUUCAUGAAAUCUGCUUGUCUAAAAGGUGGAAUGUGUCCUUUUCGGCACAUCAGUGGAGAAAAAACGGUGGUUUGUAAACACUGGCUUCGAGGAUUGUGCAAGAAAGGAGAUCAGUGUGAAUUUCUGCACGAGUAUGACAUGACGAAGAUGCCAGAAUGCUAUUUCUACUCCAAGUUUGGGGAAUGCAGUAAUAAAGAAUGUCCUUUCCUACACAUUGAUCCGGAAUCUAAGAUUAAAGAUUGUCCGUGGUACGACCGAGGGUUCUGCAAACACGGCCCGGAUUGCCGGCACAGACACACGAGGAGGGUCAUCUGUGUUAAUUAUCUCGUCGGAUUCUGUCCUGAGGGCAAGUCGUGCAAGUUCAUGCACCCACGCUUCGAGCUGCCUAUGGGGACAAACGAACAGCCUCCUCUUCCUCAGCAAGUCCAGACCCAGCAAAAGCAGAAUGCACAGAACUUAAACAGAUCAUCGUUGUCACUGAUUCAGUUAACCAGCAACAACUCUAAUGCCAAUAGCAACCAUCAGAAACCUUUACACAUUCUCGGAGUGUCACAGCCUCAGAACAACACGGGUGGCUCCCGAGGCCCUCGUCCGCUGGACCAGGUCACGUGUUACAAGUGUGGAGAAAAGGGACAUUACGCAAACAAAUGCACAAAAGGACACCUGGCUUUCCUAAGCGGACAGUGACGUUCUACUUCACAACGUUUCCGCUAAUAAACUGCUGGAAAUUCAGCUCAAAGACAAACAAGGUUCGGUCUGUUAAGAGUCUCAGCGGUCACUCUGGUGGACUUUCUCUGCCGCGUUCACGUCACGGAUGUCGAACAAAUUCAGUUCUCUGCCAUGAUCAACUUUUGUGCGAAGAACGGAAGAAAAAAGAAAUCAGCAGUUUUUUUUAAGCUCAUAGUUCUAGACCGCUGGGAAUCUAUUGUCCAACGGGGAAUAAAAUUUGGGAAUGUUUGCAGGUUUCAAGUAGAAAAGGAAAAAAAGAAGAAAAAACAAAAACCCUGAGGAUAAACUGUUCAAUUUCACCGUUACCUUCAGUGCUGAGUUCUCAGGAUUUAAAUCACCAAACUAGAACCAUCGCUUAAUUUCAGUUGGUUGAAAAUCCAGUCUGAUUGAUUCAAACCUUUGUAUUUCCGGUGCAGAGUAAAAGUUUGAUUUGUUAAAACAUGCGUUUUAUAAUCUGUGAAUCUCAUCCAUAAAAUGUUUUGUUGAGCAGUAACAAAGUAAGUCUGAAAUGAAAAUUAAAAGCAACUGAUUUUGUUCCUGAAAAUAAAACAGAGGAGCAUAUUCAUAAUAAAAACCAAACACAACAGUGUUACUUAA
Molecule: messenger RNA, 1775 nt
Organism: Tachysurus fulvidraco (yellow catfish)
Lineage: Eukaryota; Metazoa; Chordata; Actinopteri; Siluriformes; Bagridae
Gene: cpsf4
Product: cleavage and polyadenylation specific factor 4
Exons: 8
Coding region: 321-1136 (271 amino acids)
Molecular function (GO): zinc ion binding; RNA binding
Source: RefSeq, a predicted model, not a curated record